AGCAAUUUCUUUUACGCGUCCAUCACUCCAGUAGGCUGUUUCCUACUUCCUUCUUUGGUGUAAAAGUAAUUCCCUGUGAGAAAUUGCUUAGAGCUGCCCCUGCAUGCCCCGAGUGGGUCCAUCACUCCAAUUGCUCUUCCCUUUCAAUAUAACUCCACUUCUUCCUUGUUAAACCAAAACACACCUUCCUAUCUCUGCUUUUGCUCUGCAUUUUGCAUUCCCCUUCCUCUUCAUCUCCUUCGAUUUCCACAGAAGAAACAAUGGCUGAGAUUGCAACCUUUUUUCUCUCUCCCCUCCUUCAAGUGUUUUAUGAAAAAAUGGCAUCUAGUGACUUUGUUGGCUUCUUUCGGCAACAAAAGCUCUCCGAUGGACUCCUAAAGAAGUUGAAGACAACAUUCCUGACCCUCAAUGCAGUGUUUGAAGAUGCGGAGGAGUUGCAAGUUACGAAGAAGCCUGCUGUGAAAGAGUGGCUUGAUGAGCUGAAAGAUGCAAUCUAUGAUGCAGAGGACGUCUUGGAUGAGAUUGCUACUGAAGCCUUGCUGAGCGAGUUGGAUGUCGAAUUUCAAGCCCCUGCAAGCAAGGUACGAAAGUUAUCCAGCUCUGUUUUUCGUAAUUCUUCUGUCAAAGAGAUAGAGCUAAAGAUAAAAGAGGUACUUGAAAGACUAGAAACUCUAGCACAACAAAUAGAUCUUUUAGGUCUAAGAGUAGGUGUUGGAGGGAAAUUAUCUGAAAGAUUGCCCACAACUUCUUUAGUUGAAGAAUCUGAUAUUUGUGGUAGGAAUGGUGAAAAGGAGGAAAUAAUUAACUUGUUGCUCGCAGAUGAUGCACGUGGCAAUGAGAUGGGUGUGAUUGCCAUAGUCGGCAUGGGGGGGAUUGGCAAGACCACCCUUGCUCAGUCUGUAUACAAUAACGACAAGGUGAAGGAGCACUUUAACAUUGAUGCAUGGGUUUGUGUUUCAGAAGAAUUUGACGUGUUCAAGAUAACGAAAACAAUUAUAGAGGUAGUAACUUUGUCAUCUUGUCAUCUCACGGAUCUAAAUCAACUUCAAUUUAGAUUAAAGGAGUGUUUAACGGGUAAGAAGUUUCUACUUGUUUUAGAUGAUGUUUGGAAUGAGACUUAUGAUCACUGGGAGACAUUAUGCAAACCCUUCAAAUAUGGGGCACAAGGAAGUAAGGUAAUUGUAACAACACGUAGUGAUCGUGUUGUAUCAAUAGCUAGAGCAAUGCCUCAUCGUCUAAUGGAGUUACCAGAAGAAGAUUGCUGGUCUCUAUUUGCAAAGCAUGCAUUCCAUGAUGGCAACUCUAAUGCACAUGGAAAGUUAGAAGUAAUAGGUAGAAAAAUCAUCAAAAAGUGCGGAGCCCUUCCAUUAGCAGUCAAGACAAUUGGUGCUCUAUUAAGAUCUAAACCAGAUGUUGAUGAAUGGGAUAAGAUAUUGAGGAGUGAAUUAUGGGAUUUGUCAAUUGAUGAGAUAGGCAAUAUUCUUCCUGCUCUAAGAUUAAGCUAUAAAUAUCUCCCAUCACAUUUAAAGCGAUGCUUUGCCUACAGCUCAAUCUUUCCAAAGGAUUAUGCUUUCAAAAAAGACCAGUUAAUCAUGUUAUGGAUGGCAAAAGGUUUUCUCCAGCAACCUAAAAACAAAACAAUGGAAGAAGUUGGUAAUGAGCAUUUCCUCGCUCUAGAAUCAAGAUCAUUAUUCCAAAAAUCUAGUGACAACAAGUCGUGUUUUAUAAUGCAUGAUCUUGUGAGUGAUUUAGCAAAAUCUAUAUCUGGAAAUUUUAUUAUAAGGUUGGAGGGUGAUUGUUCUCGUGGCAUUGUAAACAAUACUCGCCACAUGUCCUAUUUUUUCCAAGAAAAUUUUCAUAGGUUGAAAAUGUUUAAGACCCUUGACAGGGCCAAGAGGUUGCACACUUUCCUACAUUGUAAUAUGUCAGGAUACAUUUCUGGUAACUACUACUUGACUAAAAAAGUAGUACAAGAUUUGUUGCCGACACUAAGAAGCUUACGAGUGCUUUCUCUGUCAAACUACCAAAACAUUGCUGAAUUGCUAGAUUUAAUUGGCAAAUUUAAAUAUCUACGUUACUUGGACCUUUCUUCCACUAAUGUGAAAAGAUUGCCCGAUUCUAUAUGUAACUUGUGCAAUUUGCAAACAUUGAUUUUAUUAUGUUGUAUGAAGCUCACUUCAUUGCCAAGAGAUAUGCGCAAACUCGUUAGUUUAAGUCAUCUUGAUAUUACCGGAACUGGCAUAAAAGACAUGCCAAUACAACUCGGGGGAUUAAAAUGCCUCCAGACAUUGACUGAAUUUAUCGUCGGCAAAGGUAAUGGGUUGUGCAUUGGAGAGUUAAAAAAACUCACAAAUCUCCGAAGAUCUCUUUCAAUAUUGGAGCUGCAAAAUGUUGAAUCUCCUACUGAUGUUCUGAAUGCAACAAGCUUAAGGGAUAGAAAGUAUCUCGAAAAGUUGGAAUUGCGAUGGAAAUAUGAUAAUAAUUUUUCAGAAAGUCAAAGAAGUAUACUCGAUAGUCUCCAACCCCAUACAAACUUGAAAAGUCACACUAUCAAAUCCUACAGUGGUAAAAGCUUUUCAGAUUGGGUAGGGCAUCCUUCAUUCUCUAAUGUAACAUCUCUUUAUCUAGAACGUUGUACAUAUUGCAGCAGCUUGCCACCUCUUGGGCAACUACCCUCUCUGCAAAACCUCUCUAUUGUUGGGUUGGAUGAAGUUGUUAGAGUGGGUCAUGAGUUUUGUGGCAGCAGUUCUUCUUCAGUUAAGCCAUUUGGUGCCCUUAAAGUUCUUAGGUUGGCGGAGAUGCCAAAGUGGGAGGAAUGGGUUUCUUUUGGUGACGAAAAUGGAGGUGGAGCUUUUCCUCAACUUGAGAGGCUUUCUAUUUGGAACUGUCCUAAGCUAAUAGGAGAGUUGCCGGUCCAUCUUUCUUCUUUAUCCCAACUUUUUAUUGGUAAUUGUCCGCAACUAGUGGCUCCACUCCCAUUGCCUCCUACUAUUCGUGAAUUGAACCUUGCCGAGUGUAAUGAGAUGUUUUUAAAGGAAUUGCCAACCGGAAUGGAGAAGCUCGUAAUUGAAAGAUUUUAUGCCCUGGAGUCCUUACCGAAAGGAAUGAUAAACUCCAACAGCAGUCUUCAAGCGUUACAUAUCUAUGGUUGUCCUUCACUUAUGUCCCUUCCAAAUGAUGGUCUUCCCUCCGCAUUAAAAACCCUUCAUAUUAGAAAUUGUAAGAAGUUAGAGCUCUCAACACACCUGGACUAUUCAUCCCUUAAAAGACUGACUUUGCUGGGAUGUCAUUCUCUCAAGUCCUUUUCAUUAGAUUUAUUCCCAAAGCUUUAUGACAUCCAAAUCAAAGAGUGUAGCAAUCUGGAAUCUCUUACCGUUCCAGAACAUGAUUUAGUCACCUUGCAGAUUAAAAUCAGGGGUUGCCCUAAUUUUGUAUCUUUUCCAAAAGGAGGAUUGCGUGCCCCCAGCCUUACAACGUUAAACAUCAGUGAUUGUGAGAAUCUGAAAUCACUUCCUGAAAAAAUGCAAAUACUCCUUUUAUCUCUUGAGAGCUUGUAUAUAAGAUAUUGUCCAGAAGUUGAGUCAUUUCCUGAAGGGGGCUUGCCUUCCAAACUGAACUCAAUUAGCAUCAACGUUUGUGAGAAACUCAUUGCGAGUCGGAUGGGAUGGGGUUUGCAGAACCUGCCCAUUCUUAAACAUUUCUCAAUCGAUGGCAAAAAUGAAGAUUUGGAGUCUUUUCCAGAGGCACAGUUGCUGCCCACCAGUCUGACCUCUCUUUCCAUCUCUCGGUUUCCAAAUUUGAAAUCUUUGGACAAGAAGGGGCUUCAGCACCUCAUUGCUCUUGAACAAUUGGAUAUCGAGAGUUGCCCUAAGCUCAAGUUCAUGCCAGAACAGGGGUUACCUGCCUCCCUUUCUAUUCUAAAAAUCUGGUUUUGUCCUUUGUUGAAGAAAGAGUGGCAAAGUAAAAAAGGAAAAGAAUGGCGCAAGAUUGCUCACGUCGAACAGAUAUGGAUUGAUCGCAAACCGUUUGAAUAAGCUACAAGUAUAGCAAGAUUUCUCCAAUUUCGAAUGCUAUGCCCACUUCGCCGUCUAUCGUUGCUUUUAGAUUCGUUUGUUUUGGUGUUGGCCUGAAAUGGUGGAUUCUGAGAGUCCAAACGGUUCUUCACUACGGACGGCGGCGAAGUAUGGCAUCACAAAGCCAAUCUCUCUUGCCGGACCCACCGAGGCCGAUCUUCAGUGCAAUAUGGAAUUGGAAAAGGUAGACAUAACAAUUAAUUGUAAUAGUAAGUUGUGGAAAAAGCUCAACCAAGUGUCGACAGUGAGGAAAUGGAUCAAGAAGAUAAUGUGAACCACAGUGAUGAUGUGCAUGACAUUGAAAACGAGGCUCUGUGGGAUGGGAAGGAGAUUAAGAGGCACUGGUCCAAGGUAUUUGACAAAGACAUAACAUACAAAAAACCAUUUUUGGUGAAAAGGACGAACACCACCUCUCAGAUUGCCAUUGUUGGUGCUAAUGUUUGCCCCAUUGAGAGCCUUGACAAUGAGUUGUUUGAGCUGUUUAAUGGGUUACAAGACAUCUUACUAAAGCUGAUAUUGGGAAUUCGAUACCACUAUUAAAUCAUGUGUAGAGUUAAAGGAGUCGCAAGAUAGCCUUGCUCAAACAGAUGUUGCUAGAUUGCUAGUGAUGGCUAUGCAUUGUUAGAGUUAAACGAGUCUGAGAUCACUUCCUAAGAAGAUGCACAUACUCCUUUCGUCUCUUAAUGAAGUAGAUGUAAUUAUUUGUUCAGAAGUUGAGUGGUUUCUUGAAGGGGGCUUGCCUUCCAAUCUGAAAUCAAUUAACAUCUAUGCUUGUGACAAAGUCAUUGCGGGUUGAAUGGGAGGGGGUUUGCAGAACCUCUCCUUUCUUGGACAUUUGACAAUCGGUGGCAAUUCUAAAGAUGUGGAGUCCCUCCUAGAGGCAUGAUUGUUGCCCCCCAGUCUGACGUCUCUUUCCAUCUCUGGCUUUCCAAAUUUGAAAUAGAUGGACAAGAAGGGGCUUCAACACCAGAAUGUUUUUCAAGCAUUGCUUAUCUUUAGCUACCCUAAGCUCAAGUACAUGCCAGAAAAAGGGUUGCUUGCCUUGCUUUCUAUGCUACUGAUCUUGGAAUGUCCUUUGUUGAAGAAAUUGUGGCAAUGUAAAGGAGGUAAAAGGAUGGUCUAAAAUUGCUCACCUCGAAUAGAUAUGGAUUGAUGACAAAUUGAUUGAAUGAGCUACAAGGCUAGCAAGAGUCCCCAAUUUUCAGUAUAAUAUUAGCUUCUACUGUUAGAACUGAGUAAUUGAGUAUCUCUCAUGUCAUCGCCAAAACUGAUUGAGAACUGUAUAGAAGGGCCAGUUUUCAUUGUCAAUAGCAAGAGUCAUAUGCUUGGAAUCAAAUCUUGCACUAAAAGUUCAAUGAAGACCUAUGGACCUUGUGAAAUUGUUGUGCCAAAUCGACAUCAUGGGCAUUUAAGUUUCUUUUUCUUUUGUUGGAAGUGUAGGUACUGAAUUACCAUUCAGUACCUGAUCUCCUGAAAGCUGCUACAUUGGAAAAGGCUGUCUAAUAUCCAACCAGCACUAAACCAAUGGCAAGCUAGUACUGGUUUUGAUACCUUCAAUUAUCACACUGUUGAGAUGAGAAACUGAAGCUGGAUUUAGAUGGUGACAUUAUCUGUUGACGAAGUGGUGCUGGUACAUCUAAUGUGGGCAAUCGAUCGUCUUUUGCAAUUGUGGGAAGGAGUUGGGCUUUGUGCUAACAAGGAUAAUUGGUCGUGAUCAUUGCCAUCACCGUCCAAUCUUUUGCGGGUCAAGGUUACCACAAAAAAAUGAUUGAGAACUCCAGAUGAAAUUGGGGAUGCUUUGAAUCAACAAGGUACUAAAAGUUCAAUGGCAACCUAUGGAGCUUGUGAAAGUCUUGUGCCAAAUCGACAUCGUGGGCAUUUCGGUUUCUUUUUCUUUUGUUUGAAGUGUACCUGAUCUCCUGAAAGCCUCACAUGGGAAAAGUUGAGUCUCUCUCAUGUCACCGCCAAAAAUUGUUGAGAACUCCAUAGAGAAUUGGGGAUGCUCCGAAUCAACAAGGGUCACUUUUCAAUAAUAAGAGUCAUAUGCUUGGAAUCAAAUCUUGCAUCAUUCAGCCUGAAUCAAUGGAGAUUUUCACUCGUCGAUCUUGGCCAAAGAACAAUUGUUCCAUCCCUGAAUUGUUGGUGCAAUGGCUGGUCAAUCCAAAGAUGCUGCAACUUGGGAGGAGUACCACUCUCUAACACAAGCCUACCCCCACCUUCUAGGCAAGGUGCUCUAAAGAGGGGAGAAUUGUAAGGAGCUCUUCUGAGAGGGUUGAGACGUGGCAACAUAAGGAGAGAAGAUUGUUACGUGGCAUCAUAAGGGUUGAUUGUUAUGUGUCCUAGUUGUAACUCAAGUCAUUAUGUUCGUUAUAGCCGUUAUGUUUGGUAGUUGUAACUAAAUGUAUUUAUUGAUUCAGUUGAUAGGCGUAGGCGUAGG
This is a messenger RNA of Alnus glutinosa, 6510 nucleotides long. RefSeq names its product putative disease resistance RPP13-like protein 1. Lineage: Eukaryota; Viridiplantae; Streptophyta; Magnoliopsida; Fagales; Betulaceae. Gene Ontology annotation, biological process: defense response to other organism. Bases 261 to 4034 code for a protein of 1257 amino acids. The record is from RefSeq and is a predicted model, not a curated record. Gene Ontology annotation, molecular function: ADP binding. The transcript is spliced from 14 exons.